Molecule: messenger RNA, 3851 nt
Organism: Drosophila kikkawai
Lineage: Eukaryota; Metazoa; Arthropoda; Insecta; Diptera; Drosophilidae
Gene: trbd
Product: ubiquitin thioesterase trabid
Biological process (GO): protein deubiquitination involved in ubiquitin-dependent protein catabolic process; protein K29-linked deubiquitination; cytoskeleton organization
Cellular component (GO): nucleus; cytoplasm
Molecular function (GO): K63-linked polyubiquitin modification-dependent protein binding; cysteine-type deubiquitinase activity
Source: RefSeq, a predicted model, not a curated record
ACUGGCCAGAACCAGAUGAUUGAGUUCGCAAUAAUGUAAAAAAAUAAAUAAUUAGAUAUUUCCAAAUAAUCCAAAUUCCAAAUUCGUUGCAUUCGCGUGCGUGUUUGUGUCGCUGGACUACAAACCUACAAACUACAAAGCUACAAGUACAGCAGGCAAAUAAGAAAACGGAAAAUCCCAAAAUCGUAUCGAGUGAAAGUUUUCCCGUCUUUGUUUUGUAAUUGUAAUUUUCCUGCACUUGCCUGCCAGCCCGCAUUACUGGCAAUAUUGGACGCUGCUGCGGGCGCGGGUGGCUGACAGUGAUUAUAGCAAAAAAGAUUUAGUUAUAUAGCAAUCGGUGGCCAAUAUAUUGGCCCUAUUGUGAUUUUGCUGGCUGUGUGACAGUGUUAUAUAUUUAAAUCGAAUCAAAUCGCAGUCGCGUUUUCUGGGACUGCUGCAAAAGGCCUUGCGAACUUCUGCGCCAGAGCAACUACAUCACUGGCUGGCUCCGCGCACAAAACGAUGUGCGAUACCAAAGACGAUGCUCAGAAAUGGAAAUGUGAAAUUUGCACCUACGAAAACUAUCCAUCCUCGCUGAAAUGCACCAUGUGCCAGGCGUCGAAGCCGUUGCUCAACGAGGACAUCUUCAGGCUGAGUCCCGCCGCCCAGGAGAGCAGUGCUGUCGCGGAGGAAGCAGCUGCUGUUGAGCCCACGCCCACGUCCACUUGCUACUCGCUCCAGCCGCAGCAGAACCAAGCGAGGCAGAGCAACGUGGCGGACAGCGAAAAGUGGCCCUGCAAGGUCUGCACCUAUCUUAACUGGCCACGUAGCCUGCGCUGCGUCCAGUGCUGCACGAAGCGGGGCGGCGAGGCCAUUGAGCGCGGCAGCGACAAGAAUAACGAGGCGGAUGCUGAUCGGACUGGCGAGGCGUUGCAGGCACUCCGCAUCAGUGGAACGGAUACGGAGCUCGGGGGAUGCAUCACAGAGAAUCUGGCUAACAAGCCAGCAGCCCAGCUGAUCGGGGCCACAGCCUCGAAUCGGCUGAACCUUAGUCCGAGCAUUGACGAUGCCACGCACCUGAACAAUCUCGCCAAUGCAUCCAACAACCAGUGCCGUUCGCAGUCCCAGAACCAUCAGCCUGCCCAGCUGCAGCUUCAGCAGCAACAGCGGGAGUCCUCAUCCUCAGCCACUGACGCGCCGCAGCAGAAGCCGUGCUAUGUGGCCAAAUGGGCGUGUAAUUCGUGCACCUACGAAAACUGGCCUAGGAGCAUCAAGUGCUCCAUGUGCGGCAAGACAAGGGAGCGAGAGGUCAGUGGAUCGCAGAACGACUUGCAUGCCUCCUCAAGUCUGAACAUCCAAGAGGAGCACCAGCAACAUCAGCAGCAGCAGCAGCUACAACUGCAGCAGCAAGGCGUGGACACCGUCAGUGUCAACAACUCAUUCAAUAAGAAGCACAUUUACCAACUUGGUUCCUCUGAAACCAUCAACAACUGUGAUACGCUGCAAGAGCGACAGGAGCGCCGCCAGCGUCAAAUUCGACGCCAGGUGGAUUGGCAGUGGCUGAACGCUUGUCUGGGCGUAGUGGAAAACAACUAUAGCGCCGUGGAGGCCUAUCUCUCCUGCGGCGGCAAUCCGGCCCGCUCUCUGACUAGCACUGAGAUCGCUGCUCUCAACCGUAAUUCGGCCUUUGACGUGGGUCACACCCUCAUCCAUCUGGCCAUACGAUUCCAUCGCGAGGAAAUGCUGCCCAUGCUGCUGGCUCAGAUCUCUGGCUCGGGGCCAGGCAUCAAGCGCGUGCCGUCCUAUGUUGCCCCCGACUUGGCGGCCGAUAUCCGUCGCCAUUUUGCCAACACCCUGCGCCUGCGCAAGUCCGGCCUUCCCUGCCACUAUGUGCAAAAGCAUGCCACCUUCGCCCUACCCGCCGAGAUCGAGGAGCUGCCGAUCCCGAUUCAGGAGCAGCUCUACGACGAGCUGCUUGAUCGCGACGCCCAAAAGCAGCUGGAAACGCCGCCGCCAGCUCUGAACUGGUCGCUGGAGAUCACGGCUCGGCUUAGCUCUAGGAUGUUUGUCCUUUGGAACCGGAGCGCUGGCGAUUGCCUUUUGGACUCCGCCAUGCAGGCCACUUGGGGCGUCUUCGAUCGCGACAACAUCCUGAGGCGGGCACUCGCGGAUACACUGCACCAGUGUGGUCAUGUGUUCUUUACUCGUUGGAAAGAGUACGAGAUGCUGCAGGCCUCGAUGCUUCACUUUACGCUGGAGGACUCACAGUUUGAGGAGGACUGGAGCACACUUCUAUCGCUAGCCAGCCAGCCAGGCUCGUCCCUGGAACAGCUGCACAUCUUUGCGCUGGCGCACAUCCUCCGGCGUCCAAUUAUCGUGUACGGCGUCAAGUAUGUAAAGAGUUUUCGCGGCGAAGACAUCGGUUAUGCGCGUUUCGAAGGUGUCUAUUUACCUUUACUCUGGGAUCAAAACUUCUGCACCAAGUCACCCAUCGCCCUGGGAUAUACCCGCGGUCAUUUUAGCGCCCUGGUGCCGAUGGAACCAUUCACAAGAAUCGAUGGACGGCGUGACGACGUGGAGGAUGUCACAUACUUGCCGCUAAUGGAUUGUGAGCUGAAACUGUUGCCUAUCCAUUUCCUCACCCAGUCCGAGGUGGGUAACGAAGAGACCAUGAUGCGCCAGUGGCUUGACGUGUGCGUUACCGAUGGCGGUCUCCUUGUGGCGCAGCAGAAGCUCAGCAAACGACCUCUGCUGGUGGCUCAGAUGCUAGAGGAGUGGCUCAACCACUACCGCCGCAUUGCACAAGUGAUAACGGCGCCCUACAUUCGUCGCCCCCAAAUCACACACUACUCCAGUGACGGUGACUCGGAUGAGGAAUAGAUGCAAUGCGUCUGCUCCUGCGUAUAUAUUUGAAUACCAAUAUUUUGUACUUUCUGCGAUCGAUGACAGCAGAUGCGGAUGUUGAAUUGAGAUGGACACGUGCAGAUCCUACACAUACACUUGCACCCCCAGUUAGCUAAUGGAAACUAUAGAGAAUGCAAAGUGAAUACCAUAUAUGCGGGCAGUUGAAAGAGUUGUAGUUGUAACUAAAUUGAAAGCAAAGCAAAGCAAACCAAACUAAAGCUUGAGCCGCAAUGUACGAAAAUACAUUGAUCGGCGUAUGUAAAUCAUAUCCGUUCCCAAUUCAACGUUUGUUGAUUUUAGUCAAAUUUAUACAUACUGCGUCGACCAGAGGAGACAGAGAAAGCGAAAGCGAAAGAGCAUAUAUGUACGUAGUAAACGAAAUUGAAGCUAUACACUAUACUAGUAGGUCUAAUUACACUCACAUUUGAAACAAUCCAUUUAUUGAAUACGUGGUCGUAUUUGAAGUAGAAACUGAGGAAGGCAUAGGAGAAGGCAUCCCCUGAAUGUGGGCUUGAAUUAUUGAAAAUCUCGAUGUACUAUUAAAUUUUAUUGGGUGGCACUCACACACGCAACAUUACAUUAUCGUGGGUGAAUUAUGAAAGUUUCUGAUGCAGCGUCAUUGAAGGGUUUAUUGAUAGUUUUUAAAACACUUUUUGGAAUUAUGAAUCAUUAUACAUUCAUGCCUAUACAUAUAAUAUAUUUAAUUAUAUAUAAAUAUAUAUAUAUAUAACAUAUAUAGAGAUCCUAUGGUUCUAAAGAGUUGAACAAAGGGCCAAUAACAUAAUGAAUUUUAUUCUAACUGUAUUAUAAAUGGAAUUUUAUCUCAUUAUUAUUUUUGUUAGUAAUGUUAUUACAAUUAUUAUUAUUAUUAUUACUACAUUCUAAGGAAGCUUAUUGUGCAAAUGUACACGCAAAACGCAUGAAAAACAAAACUUAUUUAAAUAAAAAGUUUUAAGUAAAGAUUUAAA